Messenger RNA from Hippocampus comes (tiger tail seahorse), 2069 nucleotides. It is a transcript of the gene cndp1, whose product is annotated as carnosine dipeptidase 1. The record is from RefSeq and is a predicted model, not a curated record. The transcript is spliced from 12 exons. Gene Ontology annotation, cellular component: cytosol. Gene Ontology annotation, biological process: proteolysis. The coding region runs from base 96 to 1580 and encodes 494 amino acids. NCBI's taxonomy places the organism in Eukaryota, Metazoa, Chordata, Actinopteri, Syngnathiformes, Syngnathidae. Gene Ontology annotation, molecular function: metallodipeptidase activity.
AAGAAGCGAUAUAAAUUUGUCCCAAAAAGCCAAGCGAUCCAAACAGAAGCUGAGAACGAUCCCGGAUUUGACUUUGGCAUUCAGAACAUCCAAAGAUGAAUUGUCCGAGGAUACCCUUGAUCUUGCUGCUUUUCUCCAGUGUUCAUGGUUUCCAAUACACCAACCUGGCAAACUAUGUGGACAGCCAUCAAGAAGAGUAUGUCGAGGCUCUACGGGAAUGGGUAGCUGUUGAAAGUGACUCCAGCAACAUCCUCAAGAGAUCAGAGUUACACCGCAUGAUGGAGUUGACGGCAAAGAAGCUCCAGCAAAUGGGAGGAAGUGUCAAUUUAAUCGACAUUGGUAAUCAAGAGUUGCCUGAUGGACAGAUCAUAAUGUUGCCGAAUGUUGUGACUGCUCAGUUUGGAAAUGACUCCGACAAACGCACCGUGUGUAUCUACGGCCAUACAGAUGUCCAACCAGCAAAGCUUGAGGAUGGCUGGGCCACUGAUCCGUUCAACCUAACUGAAAUCAAUGGUAACCUGUAUGGCAGAGGAGCAUCAGACAACAAAGCUCCAGUUUUAGCUUGGAUUCAUGCUGUGGAGGCUUACAAGUCCCUUAAUAUGGAAUUACCAGUAAAUGUGAAAUUCAUCUUUGAGGGCAUGGAGGAAACAGGCUCCAAUGGUCUUGAUGCAAUGAUUCAGUCACACAGAGACACGUUCUUCUCCGAUGUGGAUUACAUCAUCAUUUCUGACUGUGGUUGGCUCAGCAGAAAACCAGCUCUAACCUACGGCACUCGGGGCAACUGCUAUUUCUUUGCCGAGGUUGAAGGCCCUAAGCAGGACUUGCAUUCUGGUGUUUAUGGAGGCACUGUAAUAGAACCAAUGACUGAUAUCAUUGGCCUUCUGGAUACUCUUAUAAGCCCAAGUGGUAAGAUCUUGAUUCCUGGGAUCAGGGAGGCCGUUGCUCCCUUAUCUGAUGAAGAAUGGAAAAUGUACCAAGAUAUCCAGUUUGAUCUUGACAGCUACAUGAGCAAGAUUGGUGUCAGUCAGCUCAUGUACAAUAACAAGGUGGACUUGUUGGCUCAUAGGUGGCGCUAUCCUACUGUCUCCAUUCAUGGCAUUGAGGGAGCAUUCUCCGACCCUGGCACUAAAACCGUCAUUCCUGCAAAGGUUAUUGCAAAAUUCUCCAUUAGACAAGUUCCUAAUAUGGAACCCGUGAUGGUCAAGAAACAGGUCACGGAGUACCUGCAUUCAAUGUUUGCCAAGAGGAGGAGUCCAAACAAACUAAAAGUCACAAUGGUGAUUGGAGCAAAGCCUUGGAUAGCUGAUAUCCGAGACCUUCUCUAUGAAGCCGGCAAAGCAGCUGUCAAGAGAGUUUUCAAUACGGAUCCUGAUUUGAUCCGUGAGGGUGGGACCAUCCCGAUCGCCAAAACCUUUCAAGAUGUGACUGGAAAAAGUAUCAUCAUGUUGCCUAUCGGAGGUUUUGACGAUGGUCUGCACUCGCAGAAUGAGAAAAUAAGCAGGUACAAUUAUAUUGAGGGGACCAAGUUAUUUAUUGCAUACUUGUAUGAAGUGUCCCAGAUUAAGAAGAGCAGCGUGUAAGACAUUUGGCCAGCUUCAGUUUGUCAAUAAAUUGUAUUUGUGUUCAGUCGACAAGGUCUCACGAUCAUUCUAAUGGAUCACAUUUCCAAAAAUGAGACCGUAAUGGAUUUCUGUCUUUUGAGCAUGUUUGAUUUUCUAACUACUUCUAAUUUAGUGAUUAUAACAAAUCAACUUGUUUGCAGGCAUUUAUGAAAAUUCAAGACGAUAAUACUGUCAGGCUACUGUUGGCUAUUAACUCCCACAAAUAUUUUGAAUGUUGCAAUCCAAGUAACUGAAAACAGUUGUGUGUUAUGCUCACAAGUCUCCCGUAACCACACAGCCGCUCUGCUAAUUGGAAAAUCUUGUGUGUGGCACCGUACAAGAUGCCGCACGACAUACGGUUUCUUUUUUUACAUGUAAUAAUUCUGUGUGCAAUACUGUAUAUGGCAGAUUGUGUUGAAUUUGCCACUGAGGAAUGAUAGUAUCAUAAAAUAAAACUACAAAAGAAAU